AAGUCUUUUCUGAACUAAUUGCAUUUCCAAAUGGAACUGCUUACCAAACACUCCCAACUUUUUCGAUACAAACUAUAAACCCCACUCCUCUAUAUAAUAUUCGUCACACUCUUCGUGCUCUUCGCCCCUCUUUCUCUUUGUUCAAAUCCACAUUCGCUAUCAGAUCUCAUUUGAUCUUCCAUUUACCAUCAUCAAUGGCUUCCGUCGCAGGAUCUUCGACUUUUAUGGCAUCUCUUUCAUGCCACAAGCCCAAUCAGGCGCUUACCAGGGCUUCUAAUUUCAAUUCAGUAUCACUUGCUACCAAUGGGAAAUCCUUCACCUCCCUUAAAUUGCAUUCUGCCUCUUCACGCUUCAGGAUUUCCUGUGCGGCUAAACCAGAGACAGUGGACAAAGUUUGCUCCAUUGUUAGGAAGCAACUUGCACUACCAGAAGACUCUGCUGUCACUGGAGAAUCCAAGUUUUCUUCACUUGGAGCUGAUUCUCUUGAUACGGUUGAGAUUGUGAUGGGACUUGAAGAAGAAUUUGGAAUCAGUGUGGAAGAAGAAAGUGCUCAGACCAUUGCAACUGUUCAGGAUGCUGCUGAUUUGAUUGAGAAGCUCAUUGAGAAGAAGUAAGAAAAAUUGGAGUUGAAAUUCAGCAGAAUAGGGUGGAAUCAUUUUUGUUUUAUUUCUGUUGAUUGUGGUGUUUUGAUUGUAAAAUAAAAUAUUAUUUAAACUAGAA
This is a messenger RNA of Lactuca virosa, 720 nucleotides long. NCBI's taxonomy places the organism in Eukaryota, Viridiplantae, Streptophyta, Magnoliopsida, Asterales, Asteraceae. The record is from the annotation of a GenBank genome assembly.